UAAAAUAGCCUACUUCCAAGUAAGUCUUGGCUUCACAGCAGUGCCUGUGGCCUACGUGAUCGUGAACAUCAGCCAUCCAAUUCCGAUGUAGUUACAUAAAAACUGCAUUCUAGCAAUAGCCAACAUUUGUCAAGUUUGAUCAGGAUUAACUUCGGGUGUGUUUUUAUGAACUAAGUGUACAUAGAAGUUUUCCCAUGUGAAAAAAGCGAUACUUGGCUCUUUAACGCUGCCUCCUCGGUUGCGCGGUAUGAGCUCUAGCCCUCCAGUUACGCCCUACCUGAGACUGCCCUCGUGCAGCGUCAGACACUGUAGGCUACAGCUGACUGUACCAGUGGAAACAACUGUCCGUCUUGGUGGGAUGAUUGACUGAAUACAAGGAUAACGCACAUUCCAAGGAAUAUUAUCAGAACAAGGAAUCGAAGAAAACCUUAUGAGUGGAGCAAAGAGCGUAGGUAUGGCGGAUCAGACAGCAGAGAGGCCUGGGGAGCUGGGUGAGUCCGUGAGCAUCCCCAUGGAGGAGAGGCUGCACAACAGCCAAGCCGGAGGUCCUCAGGACGCCUCCAUGCUGACGCACCUGAAGAAUGUGGAGAACCAGAUCACCGAAGCCCAGCGCUUCUCCCACCUGCCCAAACGCUCCACCGUGGACCUGGAGUUCACCAACCUCUCCUACACCAUCCGGGAAGGGCCCUGCUGGAGGAGGAGGGGGUUUAAAGCUUUGCUGAAGUGCCUGUCCGGAAGGUUCUGCAGCAGGGAGCUCAUCGGCAUCAUGGGGCCCUCGGGGGCUGGAAAGUCCACCCUGAUGAACAUCCUGGCUGGGUACAGGGAAACAGGGAUGAAGGGCCAGAUCCUGGUGAAUGGGAAGCCCAGAGAGUUGAGGACCUUCAGGAAGAUGUCCUGCUACAUCAUGCAGGACGACAUGCUGCUGCCCCACCUCACCACCAGGGAGGCCAUGAUGGUCUCUGCCAACUUGAAGCUGAGUGAGAAUAUGGAAGUGAAAAAGAAGCUGGUGAAUGAGAUCCUGACCGCGCUGGGUCUGCAGGAGUGUGCCCAUACCCGAACCAGCUCCCUGUCGGGGGGGCAAUGCAAACGGCUCGCCAUCGCUCUAGAGCUGGUCAACAACCCCCCUGUCAUGUUCUUUGAUGAGCCCACCAGCGGUCUAGACAGUGCCUCAUGCUACCAGGUGGUCUCCCUGAUGCGUUCUCUGGCCCUGGGGGGAAGAACCAUCAUAUGCACUAUCCACCAGCCCAGUGCCAAGCUCUUUGAGAUGUUUGACAAGCUUUAUAUCCUGAGCCAGGGACAGUGCAUCUACAAGGGGAGUGUCCCUCACCUCAUCCCCUACCUGAAGACCCUGGGCCUGCACUGCCCCACCUACCACAACCCUGCCGACUUCAUCAUCGAGGUGGCGUCAGGGGAGUACGGGGACUUGAACCCGGUGCUGUUCGAGGCUGUUCAGGGGGGGAUGUGUGCCUUAGAGGAGAAGAAUACCCUGUCAGACAAGAAAGACCCUGCAGCCGUCUGCCCCACAAAGUGCCCCAAUGAUUCAGGACACAUAGAGAGCCACACGUUUGCCACCAGCACCCUGACACAGUUCUGUAUCCUCUUCAAGAGGGCGCUCAUCACCAUCUGCAGAGACCAGGUUCUGACUCACCUCAGACUGAUGUCCCACAUCUCCAUCGGCGUUCUGAUUGGUCUGCUCUACCUGAACAUUGGUAACGACGCCAGCAAGGUGUUCAACAACACAGGCUUCCUGUUCUUCUCCAUGCUCUUCAUCAUGUUCGGAGCCCUCAUGCCCACCGUGCUGACCUUUCCCCUGGAGAUGUCAGUGUUCCUGAGGGAGCAUCUCAACUACUGGUACAGUCUGAAGGCUUACUACCUGGCCAAGACCAUGGCAGACAUACCCUUCCAGGUGCUGUGCCCUAUCAUGUAUUGCAGCAUCGUGUACUGGAUGACAGAGCAGCCUCCGGAGGCCUGUCGCUACCUGCUCUUCGUGGCUCUGUCCACCUGCACAGCCCUGGUGGCCCAGUCCCUGGGGCUGCUGGUAGGGGCCGCCUGCCCCUCACUACAGGUGGCCACGUUCGUGGGCCCCGUCACCGCCAUCCCCGUCCUGCUGUUCUCCGGCUUCUUCGUCAACUUCGACACCAUCCCCAGCUACCUGCAGUGGAGCUCCUAUGUGUCCUACGUCCGGUACGGCUUUGAGGGUGUGAUCUUGUCCAUAUAUGGGAUGAACCGCUCGGAGUUGGAGUGUCCGGGGAAGGUGUGCAAGUUCCAGCGGCCAGAGGAGGUGCUGCAGCUGCUGGACGUGGAGGACGCCAAGCUCUACAUGGACUUCAUUGUGCUGGGCAUCUUCUUCAUCGUCUUCAGACUGGCCACGUAUCUGGUCCUGCGAUACAAGAUCAAGUGUGAGCGAUAGACCUUGGACCGGGCCUUCCUCGCUACUUGGUCUGGUCCGGUCUGAUCGGGUCUGGUCCGGUCUGAUUGGGUCUGUUCCGGUCUGAUUGGGUCUAGUCCGUCUGAUCGGGUCUGGUCCGGUCUGAUUGGGUCUGUUCCGGUCUGAUUGGGUCUGGUCUGGUCUAGUCUGGUCUGUGCACAGCAACUAUUCUGCACAUCUUUUGCGAUCCACUUUCUGUCCUUCCCACAAACUAUUCCGGUCCCUUCUGGGAUCCACUUUCUGUACUUCCAGGGACUCCUGUUUUGGCUUCAAAUCUCAGAACCACAAAAUGCUGCUCAGAAGAAGAUCCUUCUGUAAGAUGAUGGUUUGGUGCUUAUACAUGGUGGUAGCAGAGAGAAGACAACGGCUUGUCACACACACACACAUUCACGUUUUAUACCUCAACUACUGUACAUUGACUGGACUUAAAACCUCACUACUGUGGACACAUUGGACAUCAGGUACUGUGGAGGGCACCACACACAGACUGGUCUAAGGACCCCUGCCUGCAGACAGAACCAAAAACAGAGAAUGUUUACAUGUCGUUUGUAUCUAAGCCGACCCGAUGGACAUUCUGGAGUGGCACUGCAGUGAUUGAGUGUCUGUUUGAAUGAGUGAUUCAGAAGCGAUCAAGUGACCAUUAUUCAGGCCUCUUCUCACCCUGCCUCUCAGGUCCAUUAAGGUUUGGUUACUGACAGACAGUCGCCUAGCUAAGACACGACAGCAAUCUUUGUUUUCUGCUCAUGAAAGUCAAAUCUUUUAUGUUUUUUGAUAUUGUGAGAUGUAGUCUUUCUCGUGUCGAUUAAUAAUUUCUCAUACUGUGAUCAGUUGCUAUUAUACCUAUAAAGAUAUUAACGUAGUUUAAAUUCGUAUUUUUAAUCCCACAUGUUUUUAUAUUGUGCUACAUAUUAUAUGUACUGUAUGUGUAAAAUACAUUGUUGAGUUUAGUUUCAUUUCAAAGAGGCAGUUGACGUGUAGCCUUAACCCUCAAAACAGUCCUGAUAUCUGUGGCCUUCUAUUGCCGAUAUUCGGGUCAGACUUUCCCAAAUGUGGGUGGGACAGCUUUUUUUAAUAACUGAGGAUGCAGCCAUUAACUAAUGUUCUUGAUAAAAGUGAGGGUGACCGAUUUGCCGAUUUCAGAGUGUGUAAUGAAACCUACGCUCCUGCCCAUAUCAGUUUGACCUUGAUCUUAUUGAUGGCUUGAGUAGCUGUCUGGGUUUGUUGGUCAUCCACCAGGUAGCUGUGUUUGCACUGUGAAAACAAGGGAUCAGCUCGGGGAAGAUAACCAAAGAGGAUCAAGAAGAAACAAUAUAGUGAUUUUUUCACCAUCUUGUUUCAUCUUAAUUGUGACAAUCCUGAAUGGUCUACUGGUGGCCAAGUCUUAUGAUGUUUAAAUUAUGACAAAACAAAUUAUCUUUCAGUUAAACUGUACAAAGCAAAUGUAUGCCGUUAAAAUAAAGCCUUGUCACUU
Molecule: messenger RNA, 3899 nt
Organism: Osmerus eperlanus (European smelt)
Lineage: Eukaryota; Metazoa; Chordata; Actinopteri; Osmeriformes; Osmeridae
Gene: abcg4b
Product: ATP-binding cassette, sub-family G (WHITE), member 4b
Exons: 17
Coding region: 431-2410 (659 amino acids)
Biological process (GO): cholesterol efflux; transmembrane transport; cholesterol homeostasis
Cellular component (GO): membrane
Molecular function (GO): ATP hydrolysis activity; ABC-type sterol transporter activity; ATP binding
Source: RefSeq, a predicted model, not a curated record